This is a messenger RNA of Pseudogymnoascus verrucosus, 2095 nucleotides long. RefSeq lists its product as uncharacterized. Lineage: Eukaryota; Fungi; Ascomycota; Leotiomycetes; Thelebolales; Thelebolaceae. The record is from RefSeq and is a predicted model, not a curated record. The transcript has 9 exons. The coding region runs from base 373 to 1674 and encodes 433 amino acids. Gene Ontology annotation, molecular function: mRNA binding. Gene Ontology annotation, cellular component: nucleus; cytoplasm.
CGUUGCCAUUCUUGUCACCACCUUUCAACCUCUCCCCACCACAACCUCCACCUGGCUUAUUCACUGCACAAUCGACAUUCGUCGCUAUUGUUCCGAACAAAUCUGUCUUCUUUGUCUCUCUCUCUUUCCCUCUUCCUCUCUUUCUUCCCCACCCUCUCAAGUACCUUUCUACUUCGAGGCUUUGCUAACCUAUCUUGCUUCCAUAUAGCUGACGAAGUUGAUACCUACCGCCCACGUGAGAGAUCCCGUUCGCCUCGCCGUGGUCGAUCCAGAAGCCCGGGUCGUUCAGUUCGCCGUCGCUCGUACUCUCCCCGCAGCCGGUCUAGAAGCCGCGACGACUACCGUAGGAACGAUCGCAGAUCUCGUACACCUAUGAACGGAGGAGGCGUCGGCGCAGGUGGUGGCUCGGGAGCUGGCUCUGCCUACGGAGGAGCCCCACAGAGAUCGUUCGAGGAACGCGCCGCUGCGAAAGAACAAAUGCUGUCGACCGUUCGCGAAUCGUCCCAGCAAGACCGACGUGUCUACGUCGGCAACCUAGCAUACGAUGUGAAGUGGCAUCACCUUAAAGAUUUUAUGAGACAGGCUGGAGAAGUUCUCUUUGCCGAUGUCUUACUACUUCCAAAUGGAAUGUCGAAGGGAUGCGGAAUUGUGGAAUAUGCUACAAGGGAGCAAGCUCAACAAGCUGUCAACACACUCAGCAACCAGAACCUCAUGGGCAGACUCGUCUACGUUCGUGAAGAUCGCGAGGCCGAACCUCGAUUUACAGCCCCUCCAACGGGAGGUCGCGGCGGAUUCGACGGCGGACCAAGGGGUGGAUUCGGGGGUAACUUUGGACCACCACAUAUGGGUGGUGGUGGUGGCGGCGGUGGCGGUCGCCAGAUCUAUGUCAACAACCUCCCUUACACUGUAGGUUGGCAAGAUCUGAAGGACCUGUUCCGUCAAGCGGCUCGUGAAGGUGCUGUCAUUCGCGCCGAUGUCCACAUCGGUCCGGAUGGCCGUCCAAAGGGCUCGGGUAUCGUUGCCUUUGAGUCUCCAAAUGAUGCUCGCAACGCUAUCCAGCAGUUCAAUGGUUACGAUUGGCAGGGCCGCCCACUGGAGGUCCGCGAGGAUCGUUUCGCUGGCAACUUCCCUCCUCGUGGCGGCUUCGGCGGUGCUCGAGGAGGCUUCGGUGGUGGCUUUGGCGGUCGCGGUGGUGCUCCAUUUGCUGGUCGUGGCGGCUUCGGCGGCGGCUUCCCAGGCCGUGGAGGCUUUGGCGGUAACUUUGGCGGCGCUCCAGGUGGUGGUGGUGGCUACGAUGCUGGCCCUGCCUCGACUGCUCCUCCUAACCCAUUCACCGAUUUUGCCACGGCUGGAACUGACAGAAAUGAGAUCAUUUAUGUCCGCAACUUGCCUUGGUCCACCAGCAAUGAGGAUCUCGUUGAGCUCUUCACUACAAUCGGCAAGGUUGAGCAGGCCGAGAUCCAAUAUGAGCCCAAUGGACGUUCGCGCGGCACUGGUGUUGUUCGUUUCGACACUGUCGACAACGCCGACACCGCCAUCUCCAAGUUCUCUGGAUACCAAUACGGUGGCCGCCCUCUUGGCCUGAGCUUCGUCAAGUACCAGACCCCCGGAAGCGCUGACGCCAUGGCCAUGGACACCGAAGCCACCGGCCUGACGCAAGACCAGAUCAUGUAAGGGGAGAUACGGAAAAUCUUCGCUAUCAUUCUUGCCUUUUCUGGCAUAUAUACAAGGUUGAAGCGAGCACGUUUGGCCAACGCCAGACAGAUUUUUCGCUAUUUUGACAUUUUUUGUCGUUCUUGUUCUUUCGAUGGGGAAUGCUGCUUUAUUUAACAAAUUGGGGGUGGGGAAUUAAGGGAAGGACACUCUUGGGAGCUCAAGGCUUGGGAGGGGGGUGUGAGGUUGUAAUCGCUGGAUUUUUUUCGUUGUAUUCAAACCAAAAAAAAAGUUUUGGUGUUCUUUAACUGGAAGUUUUGCAAUCCGCACGGCCUGGCUCUUUUUAAUUCUAGACUGCAAGGAAUCAAAUGAAAGUUGAAUCCCAAAAUGCGCGUAUACCCUUCUUGUGUGGAGAUGAAAUGUUAUCCCGGCGUAGUCAGUC